Alnus glutinosa is the source of this 1814-nucleotide messenger RNA. Its product is annotated as peptidyl-prolyl cis-trans isomerase CYP37, chloroplastic. Lineage: Eukaryota; Viridiplantae; Streptophyta; Magnoliopsida; Fagales; Betulaceae. Gene Ontology annotation, biological process: protein peptidyl-prolyl isomerization. The record is from RefSeq and is a predicted model, not a curated record. The transcript is spliced from 12 exons. Bases 71 to 1492 code for a protein of 473 amino acids. Gene Ontology annotation, molecular function: peptidyl-prolyl cis-trans isomerase activity.
AAACGUUCUAAUCUACAAACACGGUCUGCGAAACUGAGGUGGGUUCCUCCCAACACAGUCAGAAAUAGCCAUGGCGACCUUACACACCAUGUCGCCCCAGAGCGUCGUCCUCCCCAUCUUCAAGCUCUCCCAGACCCCGCUUUUCUCGAGAAACAAGCGGAAGAUGAAGUCGUGGGCGGUAAACUCCGUGAUGGAAGAGCUGGACGUGAUCAAAUGCCUAGCAAACACCCAGCAAAGACCAGGCCGCUCCAGCAUUCAUUGCUUGCCCAAGAAAAAUCACUCAGAGGAACCAGCAUACCGGCAUGAUUUUCCUACCAACUUGUACAUGUCAAUUUGUAGACUUGGACGGAAGAAGCUUGAGAGUCUGAUUGCUGUAAUCCUUAUGUCUGUUCAAAUUUUUUCUCCUCUUCCUUUGGUUGGUUGGGACUCCUUUUCUAUAUCUCCUGCAAGAGCAGUUCUUUAUUCUCCAGAUACCAAGGUUCCAAGAACAGGAGAACUUGCUUUAAGAAGGGCUAUCCCUGCAAACACAAACAUGAAGACCAUUCAGGAUUCUAUGGAGGAUAUUUCGUACCUGCUAAGGAUUCCACAGAGAAAGCCGUAUGGAACCAUGGAGGGGAAUGUGAAGAAAGCUUUGAAGAUAGCAGUGGAUGAAAAGGAUUCUAUUUUGGCAAGUAUCCCAAUAGACCUGAAGGAGAAGGGUUCCACAUUGUAUGCAUCACUUAUUGAUGGGAAGGGUGGAUUGCGAACCCUUCUGGAAUCUAUAAAGGAUAAGGACCCAGAUAAAGUAUCAGUAGGCCUUGCCUCUUCACUUGAUACUAUUGCAGAGAUAGAAUUGCUACAGGCUCCAGGCUUGUCAUUUUUAUUGCCCCAGCAAUACGUGAAAUUUCCAAGGCUUAAUGGGAGAGGAAUUGUUGAAUUUACAAUUGAAAAAGGAGAUGGCUCUACAUUUUCUCCAGAAGCUGGUGGUGAACAAAGAAAGACUGCCAUAAUUCAGGUUGUUGUAGAUGGAUAUUCAGCACCGUUAACGGCAGGGAAUUUUGCAAAGCUGGUAAUUGAUGGGGCAUAUGAUGGGGCAAAACUUAGCUGUACCGACCAAGCUAUUCUCUCAGACAAUGGGCUUGACAAGAAGCUGGGUUAUGAUGUUCCUUUAGAGAUAAUGCCAUCUGGGCAGUUUGAGCCCUUGUACAAAACAACAUUAAAUGUGCAGGAUGGAGAAUUGCCCGUUCUUCCACUCUCUGUUUAUGGAGCACUUGCAAUGGCACAUAGUGAAGUCUCUGAGGAGUGCUCAUCGCCAUAUCAGUUUUUCUUCUAUCUCUAUGAUAAGCGAAAUGCUGGCUUGGGAGGGUUGUCGUUUGAUGAAGGGCAAUUUUCAGUUUUUGGAUACACAACUGUUGGGAGAGAUAUUCUUCCACAGAUAAAAACCGGAGAUGUGAUUCUAUCUGCAAAGCUGGUGGAAGGUCAAGAUCGCCUGAUAUUGCCAAAUGAGAGUUGAUCUACUCUCUUGCCAAGCAGGUCACUUUUCAUUCUUUGUGUUUGCUGCAUUUUGAUGGCAUCAACCUGAUUUUAUUGCUGCAGGUUGGCCUGUCAAGUUUCUCAUUGCCAGUUUUUUUUUGUAGUUUUGUUGAGUAUUUGAAGUUCAGUUGUAAAAGGGAACUUAUAAAAAAAAAAAAGUAUUUGAAGUUCAGUUGUCUAGAGUGAAAUUUAUUACAUUUUCCCAAAGGAGGAGACUCUUUAACUGAUCCUUGUACUUUAGAGCCUGUAAAGUCACAUGUCUCACUUCUACUGAAUCAAUCAACUUAGCAUUUAUUUAUUUA